Messenger RNA from Diuraphis noxia (Russian wheat aphid), 1543 nucleotides. RefSeq names its product Tachykinin-like receptor at 86C (gene TkR86C). Gene Ontology annotation, biological process: G protein-coupled receptor signaling pathway. The record is from RefSeq and is a predicted model, not a curated record. Gene Ontology annotation, molecular function: tachykinin receptor activity. Lineage: Eukaryota; Metazoa; Arthropoda; Insecta; Hemiptera; Aphididae. Gene Ontology annotation, cellular component: plasma membrane.
UCCACAAUGGAAGGUCAUAUAGAUGAUGAUACCUUGCGCAAUUGUACAGCAAUGGUCUUAUCUUCAGAAUUUGAUCAAUCGUCAAAAGAACUGGAACACUACAACUCCACCGCACUUUUAGCAGUAUUGGGAACUAUGUUAAAAGCAGCUGAUUUGACGAUGUCUAGACGCACAAUCGCCAAAGACCGCUUACAUGAUUGUGUUUAUCCUCUACCAGAGCCAUCGCAUACCAUCUCCAUGUGGCACAAAUUUAUCUGGUCCUCUGUUUUUAUUGCUAUGUUAAUCGUUGCAAUCGUUGGAAACUCAAUCGUCAUAUGGAUAGUAGCAGCUCACAGGCGAAUGCGAACUGUAACUAACUGUUACAUGGUCAGCUUAAGUAUCUCCGAUUUGUUUAUGGCUUCACUCAAUUGUCUACCAAACUUUAUUUAUAUGCUCAACUCUGAUUGGGCUUUUGGUCUGGAACUUUGCAUGGCGUCUAAUUUCAUUGCUUACUGGACAGUUGCAUCAUCAGUCUUUACAUUGGUCGCAAUCACCCUCAAUAGGUACAUGGCCAUUGUGCAUCCACUUCGGCAUAGGAGAUCAAAGACGAGAACUCAAACAGUGCUUAUUCUCAUUUGGCUAAUCAGUGUAUUUCUAGCGAUGCCGUGCAUUUUAUAUUCUGACCUUAAGACAAAAAGGUACAUGAAUGGAGAACUAAGAAGAGCGUGUUACAUGCUCUGGCCAGAUGGAAGGUACCCGAAUUCUAAAACCGAAUACAUGUUAGUACAUUCAAAUAAAUCAUGGGUACCUCAAGGAUCUGUAACAGCACCUCUACUCUUCAAUUUAUUCACCUCAGAUCAACCUACCACCCCUAACAUUACAACCGGUGACUUUGCCGACGACAAGGCGCUUCUAGCGAUCCAUUCUGACCCCGAAAUAGCCUCUAACCUCGUUGUCAGAAUGUUCGCUGUGGUAGUGACAAUUUUUUUGAUUUGUUGGUUGCCUUAUCACUCAUAUUUCGUAUACGCGUACCACAACAAAGGUAUAGUAGUCAAAACGUAUGUGCAAGAUCUGUUCCUGAGUUUCUACUGGUUAGCAAUGUCAAAUUCGAUGGUGAAUCCAAUAAUUUAUUAUUGGAUGAAUCCUAGAUUCAGAGCAUAUUUCAAAUUAAUCAUAUGCUACUGCGGAGGCUUAAGAAACCAUGACAAAGCUUCRAUUGAUCUUAACGUGAUUCGAAUGAACGGUGAAUCUCAUUUUUACUUGACCAGGUCCAAAUCAGGUCCAGUAUCGUUGGGAGUCCAACAUUUGCGGCGCCCACCAGAAACCCAAGUAUUAUGUCUACCCAGAGGCUUCAGCGAAGUAGUACGACAUGCACCAAACACACGAAAUAGUCAAGAAACAAUGGCGAUUCAAAGUUCUAGGCUUCAAAAACUACAGAACACUAGAAAAAAUUCUACACAGAAGCUUAUCUAUAAUCGAUGACGUUAAUAAUGAAUAUUGUACGAAGAUCCAAUUUUUGAAAAACUAUGAUCUAAUGUAAAUAAAAUGAUGACAGCCAUUUUUG